AUGGCUUCCUUUGCACAACCCAUUGCUUUUUUCUUCUUUCUUGUGCUUUCCUCCUCUCUCCAUAUUCAAGCUAGGGAGAGCAAGUUCUUUACCAAGUUCAUCCACCUCGGUGCCAAAAUUUCUCCUCUAGCCGCACCGAUACUGUCUCCGGCAGUAGCACCGACACUAGCACCAACACUGGCACCCGCACCGGCUAACGUCAAUAGCCAAGAUCCUUAUUAUGGUCUUUACGGUCACGGUUCCAACAUGUUCCCCCCUGCAAAAGAGGGUGUCACCACUAGCAACACUCCCACCACUACUUCCAAUUUCGAAAACGAUCUCUUUGCCGACCAAAGUUACGAGACCGGCUACGAGAAAAACAACAACAACAACGAUGAGUACACCACGAGCAAUUACAAUUACAACGACAAUGACAAUGGCUACACCCUCAGCAACUACAAGUACAGCACCGAUGGCUACAACGGCAACUAUAACGACAAUGGCUACGAGACCGAGAGACAAGGAAUGAGUGACACCAGAUUUGUGGAAGGUGGUAAGCGAUUUUACGAUGCGGGGAAGGAGAAUUACUACCCCAAUGGAUAUGAGUUUUCAUCGAGCAAGGAAAGUAGUGAAAAUGAAGGUUACUACGGAAAUACAGACAACUCCAUGGAAGACUUGGAGAACAAGGAAUAUGAGUAUCAGGAGAGACAAGAAGAGUAUAUGCCCUAA
Hibiscus syriacus is the source of this 708-nucleotide messenger RNA. Its product is annotated as protein E6-like. Lineage: Eukaryota; Viridiplantae; Streptophyta; Magnoliopsida; Malvales; Malvaceae. The transcript has a single exon. The record is from RefSeq and is a predicted model, not a curated record. The coding region runs from base 1 to 708 and encodes 235 amino acids.